This is a messenger RNA of Linum tenue, 848 nucleotides long. The record is from the annotation of a GenBank genome assembly. Lineage: Eukaryota; Viridiplantae; Streptophyta; Magnoliopsida; Malpighiales; Linaceae.
AACCAUACAAUUAACCCAAUUCAGACACUCUUAAUUCAGUUUCUUACAAAAUGUACAACAUCCCAGAACAAGUUUGGAUUUAACAAAGAAUCAUGGGCUCUCUCCUUCACUUUUCUACUAUACACCGUGUGUAUACAACCAAGUCCCAUCCCCAACCAAAAGAGGCAACCACGACACCAAUAUACAGUAUAAAUAUGGUGGGGGGUGCUGUGCUGUUUCACUCAAUGCUGCACACAGAAGAAGAUGGAAAAAAUCACAACAAUAUUAACCAAGUGGCUAAUGAAAUCACUGUUCCCCGGGGCAACAUAUUGCGGCGCAGCACUCGAAGCAGCCGAAACACGCUAGAGCCAUGCAGAGCUGGGUCAAGGCUACUGCGCAUUCGUUGUUCAUUCUGGAACAGCACUGGAUGCAGCACAUGCAGCAGCAGUUGCCGUACAGCCUCUCGCAGCAGUUUGAAGCCGCCUUGAUUAUCAUCUCGGCGGCCUCUGGCAACUUCGGUUGCUCGGCCCCUGGUGCGACUGGACGUAUAGGGAAGCUGUACGUAUGGUGUCAAAGAUGGCAUUACUUAUUACCUUGCGUCCAGCAGGGGAUGAUUCCGUGGAUUGGUGCACUCUCUGAGUUUCCAAUAAUGACAUGCGUGUGUAUUCAGAUGCAACUCCAGUUUCUAUGCUAAUUUUGGAAACCUGGCAGGUACCACUAGAGUUCAAAAUCACUGGGAUAGUAGUAAGCAUAUCAAGUUGUGGCUAUAUUCCUAUAAAAAGAGAGCUGUACCUUCUCCUCUAGCUGUUUGCUUGUUGAAAACCAUGCCUGGGCUGUUAGAAUAGCAAUCUGCUGCUUUGCAAAUAUCU